AUGACGCACUAUCUGCGAUCUCGUCAUGAUGGAAUUCUGAUCGGCGUGGGCACAGCCGUCGCGGAUGACCCCGGGCUGAACUGUCGCAUUGCUGGAGUUGGAGGCUACGGCGGCGAGGGCUUGAACGGCCAACCACGGCCAGUUGUCAUUGACCCUUCUUUGAAAUGGAACUUUUCUGCAGACAGCAAAUUGUUUCAAAUGUGCAGGGAAGGCCGUGGUCGUGCGCCGUGGAUCGUCACCACGGCGAAGGAAGCCCCUGCUGAGAAAGAUGCCCUGAUCAAAGCGUACGGUGGUCAAUUCAUUACGAUGGAUAUCCCGUCCUCAGACUCAGGAAGUCAUUGCAUGGAUUGGUGUCAAUUGCUCCGGAUCCUACGAAUGAAUGGUCUGCGGAGUGUUAUGAUUGAAGGCGGAGCGCAGAUCAUCAAUUCUUUAUUGCAACCACCCUACAUGGCUCUAAUAGAUCGUGUUAUUCUGACAAUUGCACCGACAUGGCUUGGACAGGGUGGUGUUGUCGUCUCUCCAGCCAGACGGUUGGAUGACGAUGGCAAGCCAAUGUCCGCUGCCAGAUUGAAAAAUGUGCAGUGGCAUCCAUUUGGUGAGGACGUUGUGCUCUGCGGAGAAGUAACUAUCUGA
This is a messenger RNA of Penicillium diatomitis, 633 nucleotides long. Its product is annotated as RibD family protein. The record is from RefSeq and is a predicted model, not a curated record. The transcript has a single exon. Bases 1 to 633 code for a protein of 210 amino acids. Lineage: Eukaryota; Fungi; Ascomycota; Eurotiomycetes; Eurotiales; Aspergillaceae. Gene Ontology annotation, molecular function: 5-amino-6-(5-phosphoribosylamino)uracil reductase activity. Gene Ontology annotation, biological process: riboflavin biosynthetic process.